UGGGAGGUCCCUGACAGGAUGGCACAUGCUGCAUCAGUGAAUUCAGCUUCAGGGAAGAUCCAUCCUGGCUGAGCUGGUUACUGGAAACCACACUGACCCUUUGGCUGGGGGCAGAUCCACCGCACGGAGCUUGUGUUUGCUUUUCUCAGCUCCACUCCCUGCACCAGGUUGCCUGUAGCCUAUUUAAAGCAGGGCGGCAGGAAGACCACAGGCUCAUCCUUCUCCCGGUUAGGAAUCUGCUGGCGAGAGACGUGGGACCUACAGAGCCGCUGUCAAGUCCAUCAUGACGCAACUCCCCCUCCUGCUGCUGCUCCUCUCCAUGGCCUCAACCGCCCACCUGUGCAAUGGCAACCAGGGCACCGUGGGGCUGAAGCUUGCCAUCCUCAACCUGCUGAACAAGUGGAAGGACACAUCCUCCUGCCCAAACAACCAGAGUGACCCACAUGGCUGGAGCCUGGCCCGCAACUGCGGGGAAAUCAAAGCCAGCCAGCCUGAUGUUGAAGACGGGCUGUACACCCUGAGCACUGAGGAUGGCGAGAUCUACCAGACCUUCUGUGACAUGACCACAUGCGGCGGCGGCUGGACCCUGGUGGCCAGCGUGCAUGAGAACAACGCCCGUGGGAAGUGCACUGUGGGUGACCGCUGGUCCAGCCAGCAGGGGAGCAGCCCCCUCUACCCGGAGGGGGACGGGAACUGGGCCAACAACAACACCUUCGGCUCCGCCGUGGGCUCCACCAGCGACGACUACAAGAACCCUGGCUAUUACGAUCUCCAAGCUCGGGACCUGUCCGUGUGGCACGUCCCCAACAAGACACCAAUGAAAGAUUGGAGGGACAUGGCCAUCCUGAGGUACCAUACUCGGAAUGGCUUCCUGUCAUCUGAAGGUGGAAACUUGCUCCGGCUCUACGAGAAAUACCCAGUGAAAUACGGUGCUGGUAUCUGCCCUAUGAAUAAUGGCCCAGCCGUGCCUGUUGUCUAUGACUUCGGCAGCCCUGGGCAAACCGCUGCCUACUACUCCCCGAAUGGCCGAGCUGAAUUCAUCGCUGGCUUCGUCCAGUUCCGUGUGUUCAAUAAUGAGAAGGCGGCCAUGGCCCUGUGUUCAGGGACGAAAGUCACUGGCUGUAACACCGAGCACCACUGCAUAGGCGGUGGAGGUUUCUUCCCAGAAGGCAACCCGAGGCAGUGUGGCGACUUCCCCGCCUUCGACUGGGAUGGCUAUGGAACCCAUCAGAGCUGGAGCACGUCCCGGGAGAUGAUCGAGUCUUCUGUGCUGCUGUUCUACCGCUAAGUCCAGGCAGGCUGGCAUUCCCGGUGAAACACCACCGCUGCCAGCCCGAGCUGCUCACCAGAAUGAAAAUCUGCCCUUUUCUCAGCUCUUGGGGAUGCAAAUCAAGAGCAAAUAAAGAGCUGACUGCCACUCUGCAAUCAAAACAG
Messenger RNA from Alligator mississippiensis (American alligator), 1434 nucleotides. Its product is annotated as intelectin-like protein. Gene Ontology annotation, molecular function: oligosaccharide binding. NCBI's taxonomy places the organism in Eukaryota, Metazoa, Chordata, Crocodylia, Alligatoridae. The coding region runs from base 284 to 1288 and encodes 334 amino acids. The record is from RefSeq and is a predicted model, not a curated record. The transcript has 8 exons.